Hibiscus syriacus is the source of this 536-nucleotide messenger RNA. RefSeq lists its product as uncharacterized. The coding region runs from base 78 to 536 and encodes 152 amino acids. The record is from RefSeq and is a predicted model, not a curated record. Lineage: Eukaryota; Viridiplantae; Streptophyta; Magnoliopsida; Malvales; Malvaceae. The transcript has 3 exons.
GUCAUUGAAUCCUUUGAGGUUAGAAGAAGCCAAACUUUGCUUUGUACCAUCAUGGACUGGUGAACCUCGAUUCCACAAUGAAGGCAAUCAUGCCCCUUGGUUGGCUAGUUUGCAAAAAUUUCUCGAGAAGUUUAAUUACAGUAGAGGUUCGAAAUUGGUGGCCCACUGCGAUAAGAGCGUCGUCAUUUAUGAAAAGCCAAGGGAAAUCUUUCUUCCGUGUCUAUGAUCUUAAACUUGAUCCGGUGAAGUCAUCAGUUACCCUUGAGAAUCUUCUGGAUUAUAUUUUACAAACAUCUCGUCCAGCGACACUAUCAUCAUUCUCAACUUCCAAGAGCGACCUCCCUGAGCUAGUGCGUAAGAAACCAAUGGCAAGAGAGAAGGAUCUCGGCUGCUGCACAUAUAAUGUUGCCGCUAACAAAUGCUGGCGGCACUUUCUGGAUAAAAUCGAAACUAAGGAUCUUGUCAAUGGCACAAGUAUAUCUGAAUGGAUUGCCCAGUUGAUGCCAUUUGAAGCUUUUAACGUUGAUUGUUUUUAG